Molecule: messenger RNA, 1925 nt
Organism: Ochlerotatus camptorhynchus
Lineage: Eukaryota; Metazoa; Arthropoda; Insecta; Diptera; Culicidae
Exons: 2
Coding region: 715-1890 (391 amino acids)
Cellular component (GO): membrane
Source: RefSeq, a predicted model, not a curated record
ACUUCUUUCUCCGACGCUUCUUUCACCGCGCGGAGGGUGUAUGUUUCACGCUGUUUUAAAGUGCGCUUUAGUUGUUAUUGUUUGGUCCAUCAUCUGCACUUCAUCCGUCACCACUUACCUCCAUCACUGCAUCGCUCACAGCAGCAUAUAGCCAUAACGAUACGCGGCGCAGUAAACGGUAACCAACGACGACGACGACGACAACGUCGCGACGACAUAGGACGCCCAAUGGAAUGGGUGUCGAUGCGGCGCACUCUCGAUAGCACAUGGCUCUUCGUCGAUGCUGCUUCUUCAGUUAGUGUGCUGCAGUAAAUUUAUCCAGAUGAAUGGGCACAAGUAACUACUGUCACUGCUCGCAAAAGUGGACUUUUUAGUAGCUGACCGGUUACGGAAUAAUGUAGCGAGAGUGAGUUUGAGUGAUGCUGGAUCCGAAUUGCUACCCAACACUGAACAAUUAGUAAGUGUAGGACGAGAGAAGUGGAUCGUUGGUGAAAAGAGUUUUUUUUUUAACGAUUUGUUUUGUUGAUAGUCUGGCGAGUCUGUGGCUGUUCCUGGGUGAAACGUGUCGGCGGCGUAGUGAAGAAAACAGAGCAUUUUGGCUGUUUUCCGGGCGUGCGUGGAACAAAAGCAUCUCUGUAGACAAGGCGGAGCGAGGAAUUUCAUAAGCGCAAAUUUGAAUGUUUCGGAGAGAUUUGCAUCAACAACUGUUCAAGUAUGGCUGGAGGAGAUUACAGCAUGGUUGAAGAACGGAUUGGAGCCCCCAGCGAAGUGUUCGAUGUGUAUGAAGUGCUGAGCAAUGAAGUUGACCGCGUGGGAGAGGAGUUCAGUAUGAACGAUCAGCUGUUUGAACCGAGUUCGGAGGGCCUAGCACUGUACGUGUACAUUGGAUUUGUCGUCGGCGGAGGAAUUUUGCUCAAUUUGAUUCUGAUCAAAGGAAUUUUACAGGCAAAAUACAGUGGUGCCUUAUACUUCGUCCUUCAGAUCGCGGUUUUGGACAUCUGCACUCUACUGAUUAGUAUUUGGGAGCUAUUCUACAUCGUCCACCAGCAGUGGAUCUUCGAAGCCGAGCACUGCACGUUCUACAUCGGAUUCGAAUCCUUCACCAACAUUGCCAUCGUAUACUUCAUCAUUGGACUGAAUUUCCAUUCGAUCUCAACAUAUAAUCUAGCUCAACAGAUCUCAACCGCAAACGAUGAGCUAACCAAUCCAUGCCAUGACAUCGACAGCAAUUCCGACUACAUGACUGCCGAGGAGAACAACUAUGAAGUGGCAACGGAGAGCAUCUCCCAGAAGCGAUCGCUGACCAUCGACUAUCGGCAGCGCAAGACCAGUAUACCGGUGAUAUGGCCUGUACUGUUGAUCUGGUUCAUUGCCAUGUCGGAAUCGUUGCCGCUGUUUCUGUUUUCCGAUGUGAUCUCAACCGACGAAGAUGUCAAGUUUUGCACCGUUCUCAUCAACGACCGCACCAAUCACUACAUUAUUCAAUGGCUUGUGAUUUCCAUUCGAAUCGUUAUCCCAACCGUCACGCUGGUUGUGACCACCGGAAUGUCGAUCUUCAAGUUCUUCCAGGGCAGACGGUUUGCGCAACCGCACGAAGUAGACGAGAACGUUGCCUUCAUUUUGAAGGUGUCGAUAUUUCUGUCGCUGUCGUAUGCCGUAUUCUCGCUGCAGAAGCUUUACGGUUCACUGCUGUUCGAAGUGCUCUCCAAACCGAUACUACGGCACAAGUACCCGGAAUUCGACAAACGAUCGGGACUGAUAUUCUCGUUUUUACACUACUUUUUGUCGUUUUUGCGACCACUCGUAAUUAUUGUGCUGUGUAAGUUGAAGCACAACCAUAUGGAUAUUACUUUUAUAUAUAAGGGAAGGACGAAAGUUACUAAUAUGUAGUGUGAUAAGGCAAUAAAUUUACCAAUUUUUGACAA